CUCUAAUUCAUCAUGGUGGCAGUCGUUAAAUGACCCCUGGAGUCGGAGCGUGACCUCCUGGGAGAUUCUGCUCUAUUCUGGAGAGAUAGAAGUGAUAUAAUGUUAGUUUGAUGGACGGACGGAGGGAGGAGAAAAGGAGAUGGACCAGGGCCAAUGAUCUGCAAGCGCAGGAACUAAAGAAGAGGCAGAGAAAUGAUUUCAUUGAGAGCUCGUUCUCUACCCAGACUGAAAAAAAAAUGGGAGCAUGCUACAGAGGAUGAGAGGAUGAGGAGCAGCCAGGUGUUUUAACCCAUUUAGGGGCAUUAUUAUUAUUAUUAUUAAAACAUUUUGUCCCCCUCCAAAAAAAAUGAGAGCCACAUCCAAGACCCCGCACUAACGCAGGCUGAGGAGAAACUGGACGCGUUUCUACUCCUUAAUGUUCCCAAACGGAGCGGAGCAGAGAGCGGUACUGGCUGGCGGCCGAUGCCCGGAGGAGAGCUGCUGCUGCGGCGGCGGCGGCGGCGGCGGCGGACCAGAGGGAAGGCGGCACCCGAGAGUCGCUGUUCACUACCGGGGAUCUAGGCGAGCCUCGCCGAGGCUGAGGCUGCGGGCAUGGGCUGCGCUCCCAGCAUCCACGUCUCUCAGAGCGGGGUGAUCUACUGCCGGGAUUCGGACGAGUCCAACUCCCCCCACCAGACCACCACCAUCUCCCAGGGCACGGCGGCCGCCACGCUGCACGGGCUCUUCAUCAAGACGGACGCGGCCGAGACCAUCCCCUCGGUCAUCACCUACCAGAGCCGCCACUCGCGCAACAACUCGCACCGGGAGCGAAGGGAGAACAGCGGGGGGCACGUCCGCAUCGAGGCCGAGACCCAGACCAGCCUCGCCAGCCUUAAGGUUUCUGCCACAGAAGAGUGUGUGGGACCUAUGAGGCUGACUAAGGAGCCAAUUCAAGUUCUGCUGGUGUUCGCUAAGGAGGACAGCCAGAGCGAUGCCUUCUGGUGGGCCUGCGACCGCGCCGGCUUCCGGUGCAACAUCGCGCGGACGCCCGAGUCUGCCGUCGAGUGUUUCCUGGACAAGCAGCACGAGAUCAUCGUCAUUGACGGACGUCACUCGCGCUACUUUGAGCCCGAAGCCGUCUGCCGGAUGAUCCGCGCCACAAAGCCCUCGGAAAGCACAGUUAUACUUGCUGUCGUAGCACAAAAACUCCCGGACCAAGAGGAACCGUCCGUUCUCCCUCUCCUCUGCGCUGGAUUUAGCAGAAGGUUCGUGGAGAACAGCAGCGUGUCAGCGUGCUAUAACGAACUCAUCCAGACCGAACAUGGAGAGGUGCGCUGCCAGUUCAAACUCAGGGCCUGCAACUCAGUCUUUACGGCUUUGGAGUACUGCCAAGAGGCCGUGGAAAUCACCAGUGAGGAUCACAUCAUUCAGUAUGUGAACCCGGCCUUUGAGAGGAUGAUGGGAUACCACAGGGGGGAGUUGAUUGGAAAAGAACUGACCGAACUUCCCAAGAGCGACAAGAACAGAGCCGAUCUACUCGAUACAAUCAACACCUGCAUCAAAAAAGGCAAAGAAUGGCAAGGCAUUUACUUUGCCAGGAAGAAGUCAGGCGACAGCAUUCAGCAGCAAGUGAAGAUACUGCCUGUCAUCGGCCAGGGAGGAAAAAUCCGACAUUUCGUAGCCAUCAAGCGAGCUCAUACCGACAACAACAAUCAGGUCCUCAAAAUGAACAAGGAAGAUAGAUGCAGCGGGGACCUUUCUCAAUCAGAGUGCCAUUCACUGCGACACAGGGACAGACGGAAAGAUUCGAUCGACGCCAGAUCGGUUGGUUCCCGUGGCAGCGACGCUCCUAGUUUACAGAACCGGAGAUAUUCUUCUGUUGCAAGAAUCCAUUCGAUGACAAUUGAGGCUCCCAUCACCAAGGUAAUAAACAUCAUCAACGCGGCCCAGGAGAGCAGUCCGGUGACGGUCGCCGAGGCUCUGGACCGCGUGCUGGAGAUCCUGAGGACCACCGAGCUUUACUCCCCCCAGCUGGCUUCCAAAGACGACGACCCCCACACCAACGACCUGGUCGGGGGGCUCAUGACUGACGGGCUGCGGCGGCUCUCUGGGAAUGAAUAUGUUUUCAGCAAAAAUAUGAGCCAGAGCCAGCUGACCAUCCCGGUAACGCUCAACGACGUUCCUCCGUCCAUCGCCGAGAUGCUGAACGACGAGGAGCGCUGGGAGUUCAACAUCCUGGACCUGGAGGCAGCCACGCAUAAAAGACCCCUCACUUACCUCGGCUUGAAGAUUUUCACCAGUUUCGGAGUGUGUGACUUCCUGAAUUGCUCCGAGGCGACGCUGCGCUCUUGGCUGCAGCUCAUGGAGGCCAACUAUCACUCCUCCAACUCCUACCACAACUCCACGCAUGCUGCAGACGUCCUGCACGCCACGGCCUACUUCCUGCGCAAGGAGAGAGUCAAGAGCAGCCUGGACCAGCUGGACGAGGUGGCGGCGCUGAUAGCCGCCACAGUCCACGACGUGGACCACCCGGGCCGGACCAACUCCUUCCUGUGCAACGCGGGCAGCGAGCUGGCCGUCCUCUACAACGACACGGCCGUGCUGGAGAGCCACCACGCCGCGCUCGCCUUCCAGCUCACCAUGCGCGACGGCAAGAGCAACGUCUUUAAGAACAUCGACAGGAAUCAGUUCCGAACGCUGCGCCAGGCCAUCAUCGACAUGGUGCUCGCCACCGAGAUGACCCGCCACUUUGAGCAUGUCAGCAAGUUCGUCAACAGCAUCAACAAGCCAAUGGCUGCCGUCGAAGAGACCAGCACCAAUAGCACGAACAGCGACUGCGAGGGCCAGAGCAACAUCAGAAACUCUCCAGAGAACCGCCUGCUGAUAAAGCGGAUGCUAAUCAAGUGUGCAGAUGUGGCGAACCCCUGCAGGCCUCUGGAGCUCUGCAUCGAGUGGGCGGGCCGGAUCUCAGAGGAGUACUUCGCCCAGACGGACGAGGAGAAGCGACAAGGGCUGCCCGUGGUGAUGCCCGUGUUCGACAGAAACACCUGCAGCGUGCCCAAAUCCCAGAUCUCCUUCAUAGACUAUUUCAUCACAGAUAUGUUUGACGCCUGGGACGCCUUUGCCAGCCUCCCCAACCUGAUGGAGCAUUUGUCCGAGAACUACAAGUACUGGAAGAACCUGGACGACAUGAAGUGCAAGAGCCUGCGUCCUCCGCCGCCCUCCUGACUUCCUGCUCUCCUCUCUGGCACCGUGACCCUGACCGGACGCUAAAACAGUUAGUCAUUUCAGCCGCAGCGCUAAAGUAGCGCGUACGGCGAGAAAACGGGGCCAAUUUCCUGCCUGAGAGGAACGAGAUCGCUGACUGACGAGCACUGUGGCGCUGAUCCCGUCUUCAAUCUCAGACGCUUUUCUCGUUCCAACUGAACAUGGUGUUCCACCGCCAUGGGAAAAGAAAAAACAAGUUUUCAUCUGGCAGCCCGAAUUUCUGUCAUCCGGCAUUUUCUUCUGGCGCCUCUUUGAAACUGCCUGGACCUCGCGGCUCACCUGACAAUCUGUACCAUACAGUGUAACACUCCGGAAAUCUGCACUUUAGCAAAUCAAGACCUUUGGAUUUCGAGCUCCGUUUUGCUCUUUACUUUUUACUAUUAUUAUUAUUAUUUUCUUUUAACCUUGUCAUUUUAUAUCUGGGUGUGGUUCCAAAAGAGCGACGAGACCAAGAGGUGCUUGGCUAAAAGGUGAGCAUCUCUAGCGAUUGUACUUCUUCGUAGAUGUGAGUUCGCAUCUCUAAAACGUCCGAUACAGACUUGUGAAGGUGCUCAGCUGGAAUUAUUCAUCCUUAAUAUCUAAAAAAAACAAAACAAUAAAAACAUAUAUAUGGGACCAAACUGUAAGCAUCCCCAGUAGCCCUGAGCAGGAAGAGUGUCGUAAGGAAGAUUCCAAGAACAGAUCUCUGGAAGCAGCGGGGUGCGCCGAUAGUUCAGCCUCAUAGAUAAAACCUGACAACCAAGGGCUGUUCUGUUCUGCGGACGUCUUAAGGUCAUGUAGCCUGAGAAAAAAAGAUAGAAUCUGCAGCUUUAGCUUCUUUCCCGUCUUUAAUGUGUGUGAAAGCAGCCGAUGUGGACGAUGGAGAUGCUUUCAACGAACAGAAUGCACUGUACCGGGGUAAAUGUCGAACUUUUAGCUUUGCGACACAAACUGUAGAAAUGAACUGUGAGCAUCUGAGCAGGUUUCAUGUGGACAAAACUUUUAUUUUAGUAGUUUGGGGAGGAAAUUGACCUCAUAGAGCUCCCUCACCCCCCAAACAAAUUCAAUUGUUACAUUGAGAACAUUCAGCCAUUUAUUUUCUGAUUUGUCACACGUCUUUACAAACAGACGUGGCUCAGUCUGACCCAUGAGUUGUUACCCAGUAAGAUCUCUGAAGCCGUAAACACGACCAAUGAAAAAUCAGUUGAGUUUUUUUAUAAAAAGACACCAAAAAAAAGAGAGAAGAAAACCUGAUCAAAUCACAGAUAUGGUACGUAUGCCCUCUGGUGGACAUAACGAAGAUUUGCACAUCAAACCAGCAGUUAAAUGUGAGCAAGAAAUCACUUCUUCUAUAAUUGGACAUUUAUUCAUACAUGUUGUUUUUUUUUGUUUUGUUUUUUACAGAUACGCAAAUUUUCUGGUCCCUUUGAGUUGAAAAAGUAUUGGCAACCACUUAAGCAGCCAGAGGAGAUUAUGGCGGUGAUGGUGAUCCUCUGGGCUGCAGCCACACAGCUACACACUGCAGAAUCAACCAAAGGCACAAAGAUUCCCUCAUAGGUGCCUUAUAUCUCACUUUUCUCCUCACACACUACAACAUAUUCAUAGUAAUGGCUCCUGCUUUCUAUACAAAGUGAAUCACAAGAAAAGCCAUAAUUGUACUGGGUGAUUUUUAGGAUAAAAGAAAACACAUCUGCGACGUUGUUUCAUGGUCUUCAGUCGUCCCGUCACAGACGUCCUGGGUUUUAAACUAAAAGGUUGCAUUUGUUGGUUCAUUUUGCUCAUGGUUUCAAACAACUUAAAUAAAACACACACACACAACUUUGUCCAACAUCACUGUAUUUGUUGUCACUUUAAGGAUGAUCACUUUCUUACGAAAACGCCUUAAUCCUGUCGUGUGUCGCUGUUUGGGUGUGCUUUGCUUGUGCCGCACUGUAAAACUACUUGAUGCACCUGCUGUUCAUGUAAAUACUCAGCUAACACGCUGGUUUUCAUUUGCCUUGCUUCGCUUUUAAUGUUCCUUCUUAUUUACUAAGGGGUGCACCGAUGAUUCGGCACCGAUUUCCUCAAUUUUGGGAGAUCGGCAAUUGGCCAAAGACACUUAAAUGCGAAAUUGAUCUUAUCUACUGCCACAAAAACCUAAAAAUCGCCCCCAUUUGCGCAGCCUGGCUGACGACCCCCACAUCAGGUCACGGUUUGCUAACUUAGCGACUUUGUUGCUAUAUUAAGUGACUUUUCAGACAAAAUUAAUUGGUGAAAAUUGGAAUCGGCAGGUCAGGCUAUGAAAGAUAGUUGAUCGGCCAGAAAGCUGCAGUCGGUGCUCCCGUUAUUCACAUUUCGUUCCAUCGUGUCCAAAAAUACAGCGACCUGAAACACCGGGUCCAGCUCGGAUUGUUUCACGGCCAUAAGUGGAUAUUUUUGCUAUCCUGUAACUAGAAAUUUUAGAGAGAGAGAGAGAGAGAUUUUAGACCACAGACAGCCAUGCCUUUUCCACUGAGCAGCCGCUACUUGAAUGCAACAUGCAUUCUGUGUCUUUUAGCCCGGCAGAACCACAGACAGCUUCGCCUUCAGUGACAGCCGUGCCAACCCUGAGCUUUGCACCAUUUAUAGAUGAAAACCAUCAUCAGAGAGUGGUAUAUAUAUAUGUAGAGUUGAAAAAAAUCUAUUUUUGAAAAAAUUAUUAUUAUUGCCCGUGACAAUUGUACUGUGUUUUUAAAGAUUUUACUGCCUCUUGCAUAAUAGUGUAAGUUUUACGCUCCACCUUCCUAAACUCUGCCAUGGCUGAUUGUUUUGAAAGCUUUGUGUAUUUUUCUCUCGCCACAUUAUGUCUUAUUUUUGAUGUUUUCUGUCAAACAAAAAAAGUAUUGUGAGAGAUGAAUAAAGCAUUAUUUAACUAUGAA
Xiphophorus hellerii (green swordtail) is the source of this 6122-nucleotide messenger RNA. RefSeq names its product phosphodiesterase 8B (gene pde8b). Gene Ontology annotation, biological process: signal transduction. Gene Ontology annotation, molecular function: 3',5'-cyclic-nucleotide phosphodiesterase activity. Bases 592 to 3207 code for a protein of 871 amino acids. The record is from RefSeq and is a predicted model, not a curated record. NCBI's taxonomy places the organism in Eukaryota, Metazoa, Chordata, Actinopteri, Cyprinodontiformes, Poeciliidae. The transcript is spliced from 22 exons.